This is a messenger RNA of Conger conger (European conger), 3376 nucleotides long. It is a transcript of the gene acvrl1, whose product is annotated as activin A receptor like type 1. Lineage: Eukaryota; Metazoa; Chordata; Actinopteri; Anguilliformes; Congridae. Gene Ontology annotation, biological process: cellular response to growth factor stimulus; BMP signaling pathway; heart development. The transcript is spliced from 11 exons. The coding region runs from base 677 to 2182 and encodes 501 amino acids. Gene Ontology annotation, molecular function: transforming growth factor beta receptor activity, type I; SMAD binding; ATP binding. The record is from RefSeq and is a predicted model, not a curated record. Gene Ontology annotation, cellular component: plasma membrane; BMP receptor complex.
AACACCGCAAGUUUAGGUCGGUACUCGUUUAGAUAUAGCCCGGAGACGCCAGCGAGGAUUGUUAGCCUUUUUUUGUCGUGCGGAAGGCGACCAGUCCGGCUCCAGAGAGGCUCAUGUUCGUGUUUUUGUUUUAUCAACGAAAGAUUCAGUCUGUGAUACAUCUGAAACUUAUGACAUUCACAUCAGCACUUCGGAUGUGACCGGACGUUAUGUGUCAGACAUAUUUGGGAGGUAGUACUUUCUAUCCAAAUACUUUUUGGCUCUGUUCUUUUUUUUCAGUUGAUGACAAUGAAACAAGCGACUUAACGUGCCAUUAACUGCUUUUUAAUUAGUUAUAAACAUCAACAGAUAGCCUACUCGUGAAUCGAGCCGCGUCGUAGUAAAAAGCACUUAACUCUGUGGGGAAAGGGAAAAAAAAUGCUACCGUCCUCUGGAAAUGAUUAGAUAAGCAGUUUUCAUAUAUUAAAGUACAUAGUCCAUUCCGUGUUUUUUCGUUACUUUAUUUUGUUUAGUUGUUCCCGACUUCAGGAAAGCAUUAGGACUUACGCCGCUUCUUAACAUGGGACAUGUGUGGCGUAUUUCGGAGCUGCCGGACGCUUUGGUGACUUCGUGAGGAAAGCGAGAGGAACGUACAGCUUUCUGUUGAAACCAGAGAAAAUUGAACAAAAUUGCAGAGAUGGGGCGAGCCGCUCUGUUUAAAGUGCUGCUUGCUGGGUGGAGUCUUUGGUCCUGUACCGCUCUCUCAGACCAAGGAUCUGAUGGUUCACCUUUGGGAGUGCGUGCCCAGGUGCUGUGCAGCUGUGAGAACUCGCCCUUAUGCAUCAAUAACACCUGCUGGGGUGACGUGUGCUACUUCACCAUGGUCCGCGGGGACCUGCAGCGGGGCUGCUUCAUGACAGACCACAAAGAGCAGUGCUACACCUCUGGAAUUCCCGAUGUCUUCACCAGCUGCUGCUCUAAUCACUCCCUCUGCAAUGGAGACAUCCACCUGCCCCCCGAACCAGUUCAGCCGCAGAAUUUGGUCCUGCUGGUGGCCGUGCCGCUGCUGGUCCUGCUGCUCCUUUCAGUGGUGGCGUGCGGACUGGUCUGGUGGAGGCGCUCACGGCGCCAGUUCGCCCGCACCGCCCUCACCGAGGAUGUCACCGCGCUCAAGGUGCCCGGCGGGGCAGACCCCACGUACGGGGAUAUCUUUGAUGAGUUCUGCACGUCGGGCAGUGGGACGGGCCUGCCUUACCUGGUGCAGAGGACCAUGGCGCGACAGAUCACCUUGGCGGAGUGUGUCGGUAAGGGGCGCUACGGUGAGGUUUGGCGGGGAAACUGGAUGGGGGAGAGUGUGGCGGUAAAGAUAUUCUCGUCCCGUGAUGAGCAGUCUUGGUUCCGCGAGACUGAGAUCUACAACACGGUGCAGCUGCGCCACGAAAACAUCCUAGGUUUCAUUGCGUCUGACAUGACAUCCAAGAACUCGAGCACACAGCUGUGGCUGGUGACACACUUCCACGAGCUGGGCUCCCUGUACGACUUCCUGCAGUACAGCACCCUGGGGCCCGAGGGCUGUCUGCGGAUGUGUCUGUCUGUGGCCUGCGGCCUGGUGCACCUGCACACUGAGAUCCUCUGCACGAAGGGCAAGCCCGCCAUCGCCCACCGCGACCUCAAGAGCCGCAACAUCCUGGUGAAGAGGAACGGCCAGUGCUGCAUUGCCGACCUCGGCCUGGCCGUCAUGCACUCCCAGACCAACGACUACCUGGACAUGGGGAACAACCCACGGGUGGGAACCAAGCGCUACAUGGCACCGGAGGUUCUGGACGAGACCAUACGGAUGGACAUGUUCGAGUCCUUCAAGCAGACGGACAUCUGGGCCCUGGGGCUGGUGCUCUGGGAGAUAACGCGCAGGACGCUGGUCAAUGGGAUUGUGGAGGAGUACCGCCCCCCCUUCUUCGACGUGGUGCCCUCAGACCCCAGCUUUGAGGAGAUGAAGAAGGUGGUCUGUGUGGACCAGUACCGACCCAGCAUGCACAACCGGCUCCACUCGCACCCGAUCCUCACCAGCAUUGCCAAAAUCAUGAGGGAAUGCUGGUUCCAUAACCCUCCAGCCCGCCUCACCGCCCUUCGCGUGAGCAAGACCCUCUCUAAACUGGACCAGGACCACGACUACAGCCCCAACAAACUCAAGCUGGACCUCUAGACUCGCCAGGACCUCACACCCAGACCUGCAAAACAAGGUCUCUUAUUCCCCAAGUGGAUAAAAAGACCAUAAGACCAAAACUGACCCACCCCCACCUGCCACCCAGCAACCCGCCUUGUCCUUAACUGUCCCUUACAACACACUUCAGUGUACCUGAUAUGCAGCUGCAGGAUAUUUAUAUUUUACUCCCGUGACUCCUGGCAUUCCCUGGCUUUUUGGGCAUGGUGUCAUUCCUAAGGGCGUGGCACUGCGGCAGAAGCCCCUGGGGUGGCCAACGGGAGACAGAGGGGGUAUGAGCACUCCCUUCUCACCCUGCCCUUCCCUGCCCAGCGAGUCUCCCCCGUGUAAGUGUGUGUGGCGUGGUGUAAAUCUGCAGUGAGCUCCGCCCAGUUUCUAGACUGUACACAAGCUGCUGGUCUUCACCCAGUCCCUUUCCCUGCUCCCAUUCGCUGGGUCCCGUCGAAGAGCUCAUGGCAUUUCCGCCAUGGUGAGUCCACGGUGUCUCUGCUGUGUGAUGUUUACUGUAGAUCAACAUGAUUCAAGGUCUCCGGUCCGUAAAACCAGGCAUUUUUCUGCUACACCAGCUGCGCUGAACCGUCCAUCAAUGUCAACGCAAAGCAAGGAUGACCCGGUGAAGCACAAGCACUCCCACUCUCUGAGGUAUCUGCACAGAUCGGUGCUAAACCAUGACCUUUGGGACUUCUUCCUGAUGGGCAUCUGCCUUAAUUCCUUACGGAUUCCACUGCUGCAGCCCUUGAGUUUUAACACCUUUCAUUUCUGUUCGCCAAACUUUUAUCUUUAUAAAAACACCUCCUGUAAUUACCCAUGCACUCAUUUUAACAAUAUUAAUAUAUGAAUGACAGAGUAUUUUACACUGCCAUUGCUGUUUAACAAUAAACACUCUCUAUGUAAGAGAGUCGCUCUAAGCUAUUAAACUUUAUAUCCAGGUCUUGGUAAGGGCAUAUAUUUCUGAACUGUGUAGGUUUUUUCUGUGACUUGUUCUUUUUAUUUUGUCAUUUGUGAUGUUGAUUCAUUUUAAUCCUAAUGUCUUAAUUAAAAUAUAAUAUACUGUAUUUUAUCCACAAAACAUUAUGGUAAUAUAUUUAGAGAAAGGAUAACUAUAAUCACUUGACUUCAUCCCAGGCUGAGAACAUGUUAAAGGGAAAUAAAAUACAAUAAAAACAAGUCCCCUCA